Trichobilharzia regenti is the source of this 3213-nucleotide messenger RNA. The record is from the annotation of a GenBank genome assembly. Lineage: Eukaryota; Metazoa; Platyhelminthes; Trematoda; Strigeidida; Schistosomatidae.
UUGGAUCAUCUGAAUCUGAAACUCAAGCGCGUUCGAUAAAACUUGCGCCUCUUAAUGGUUAACAAGGGCGACAACUGUUCCUCGAAGUUAGAAGGGAUCGAUGUAGAACUUUCUAAAAUAGAAGAGAAGUUAGUUGGUUUUGAGGAAUGUAGAAAUAAGACUUUCACCUCUUUGGAGUCAGAGAUUAAUUCGCUCCAGGCGUUGCUCCAAGAUCCUGAUAAUUGUGUCGAUGUUAAAAAGCACACUGAACAGUUUAUAGCGAGUGCAAGGACAAAAUUAUCCGAUUAUAUAAAAUCCCAUCGUGAUAUUCACUUACCGAUUUCAAAGUUUGGAAAACUUGUAGAUAAGAGUUUUGUAGAUGAUCUUUCUCAUCUGACUACCUACUUUACAAAUCGAGAAAAGAAAGAUAGUCAAAUAUCUAAGUCGACAGGAAAAGCUUUGUUGAACACACCGUCAAUAUUGAGCGAAAAUGCAUUGGCAAAUAAGUCUCCAGAUGAUCUUUUACGUCUAGUUAUCAUAGAACAUUUACUUCGUGAAGGACAUCAGUCUUUAGCUGUAGAUUUAAUGCACAACUUCGGUUUCACAGAAGAAGAAAUAAGAUUAGAGAAAUUUAAAGAGCUUAGUAAUUUAGUUUCAUGUACUCAAAAAGGCGAAUUAGAUCCUGGUAGAAGAUGGUUAAAAGAUAAUCGUGAACAACUAGGUGAUCAAGCAAGACAGUUGGAAUAUUGUCUAGCGAAAUUAGAUUUCUUGUCAACAAUACAAAGGGAGCCUGUCGAUCCAGCUGCUGUAAUUCAAAGUGCCCGCCAGCUGGUACCAUAUGCUGCUGAUUAUUCAUCGGAUUUUGAACAUCUUAUGGGAAGUCUAGUUUUUAUUGGACGUAGUUUAGAAGAUACACCAUACGCGGAUUUAGCAUUACCAACCAGUUUCGCUAGCGUGUCAUCAUCAUCUGAAGGCAACUGUCAACAAAAACCUGAAGAUGUUCAUAUGAGUGAUGAAGGAUGUUCCUUGUCAUCAGUAUCAACAGCGUCAACGUCAACAGCAUCAACAUCGUCAUCUGGAACUACUAGUAAACCUAAAACAGAUAGUUGUAGUGCUUUAAAUGAAGCAGCAAAUUUAUUUAGAGCACGUUGUUGUCAUCAAUUAAAUCUAUCAGAUAUUGAUCCAUUGCUCACGGCAUUUUCAUCUGGAUGUCGUGUACUUACACGUCUGCAUUCAUUACAACGUGCUAUUGCUUGUCUAAGUAAAUAUAGUUCACUAGAUGGUGACAUGUUACCUAUUUCAGUGAAACUGGAUCCAAGCGCUCAUCGGCAUAAUAUAUUCCAUUGUCCUGUUAUUAAAGAAGUGGUAUCUGCUUCAAAUGAUGGUAAUGCCACUAGUGGUGGUCCUGUACGCUUAACAUGCGGUCAUGCUAUAUCCAGGGAUGCAUUCAAUUCUUUAGCCAGUGGUGAUAGAAGUCGAAUGAAAUGUCCUUAUUGUCCUGUGGAGACAUUUAAAAAUCAGGUAUUGGAUUUAAUAUUUUGAUGAAGAUAAUUAUUCACAUAUAUAUACAUGGACAUAUGCUUAUGCACGCAUUCAAGACAGGCAGCUAUAAGUUCACAUCCUUCCCUCCCCCCUACUCUAGUGGAGUACAUUAUUUUACAAUCAAUAAUUAAUUGUUUUGUGAUAUACAAUAAUGGAAUGGUAUGAAUGAUAUUUUAAUUUGUCCAUCUCCCGCGCACCCCCUCCGAAAAUUAGUAUUAUUAUUCUAACGCAGAUUGUCUUCCUUUGUCUUCCCUUCAAUUAUUUGCGAAUAGACUUUCAUGUGGACUAUUUUUGUGGUGGUGAUGGUGGUUGUUGUACAGUCAAUCUUAAUUUUGCGCUUCAUCUUGUUUUGACUGUGUUCUCUGUGCAAUCAAAAGUGUACUGAACAAUUUGGCGUGUUUUGUUUCUGUGCUUUUCCAUGUAAACAAAAGUCUUUUCGCAUAUAUAUCUAAUCUAACUUGUGAUGUGUCAUUUCUAAUAUUCUUUUCAUUUAACUCAUCCCCUCCGUCUCGCUCGAUCCUGUCCCUUAUUCCCCCCCCUCCCCCCAUUGUCGUCGAGUCUUAUUCAUGCAUACUAUAGUGCUACAAAUUCUGUUAUAGUGAAAAGUUUUGUGUGUAUCCCUUUCCUUUUUAUGGUAUAUAAUAUUUAUACCAUCAUCAUUCAUUUAUGCCGAUUGAUGAAUUCACUGGCUUCCUUUCAUCUGAAGGAAAGAGUGUGUGUGCUGCACACUGAACACAUAAAUAAUGCAUUCAUGGCAAUAAGCUAUGUGUUCUGAUUGGUUGGCAAUCAAUUGCUCCGAGGUUAAACAAGGUUGUCCAAUGAGAUUGUUUCAUGUCCACACCGUAAACUAAAAUCAGAUUUGAGGGAUAAUCAAUACUUCUACCUCUGUUGCAGCGAUUGAUUUAAAAUAUUGAUUUCAGUUGUGUGUGUGUGUGUGUUUUGGCCACUUUCUAUCGAUCUGGAUGACACUCACACGCCACACUCCGUUCAUCUUCAAAUAGUUACGAGUGAAGCCGCUUCAACCUUCUUGGUGUUACCUAAUCUUGUUGCGUCUUGUUAUCAUCGUACAACUGCCUUACACCAUAUUUCUUAGCAGCGUCCCCUGGGCAAUCGUCUUCACCGUCGGAUGCUUCACGCUCACCAUCUCAAUGAUAGCAUCGAAGUCCCAUAAGAAGCUCGGUACAGUUUCCUCUUCGAAAGCAUCAGACUGGGGGAUCUUUAUUUUCCAAAGGAAUGUAAAGGAAGAAGACAAGAAACUUGAUCACGAAGCUUUAUUAUGACAAACGACAUCAUAUUCUUGCAUUCUUAGCCACAUUAAAGUUAUCUAUGUUAGAGAGGAAUAAACUGUUCUGAUUGGUUGGCAGUCGAUCCAAGGUUAGCCAAGUUGUCCAAUGAGGUGAUUUCAUGUCCACAACGUAAACUAAGUAUAGAUUUGAGGAGUAGACACAUCUACCUCUGUAGCGGCCAUUGAUUUAAAGUUUGUUGAUUUCAGCUUUUUUUUAGCCGCUUUCCUAUCAAUCUGCAUCACACCAAAAUACUACUGCUAUACUACUUAUAAACUUGUUGCUGAAAGACCGAGAUUGUUAUUUAAGGAUCAUUUGCAUUCAUUCUUUUAAAACUUAGAUCUAGGGCUUUACUUUCGAUCUGUUAAGGUUAAUACCCCCUAUAUCCACAUAAUAAGUGGGAAGUUGU